AUGCCCACUCCCUACCAUAGAAAAUACACCCCCACGCCCGUGCCAGCGCAUUCCCAGUGCUUGUCAACGAAGAACUGCCAAGCAGGCCUGGCGCCCUCCCGCGACCUUAUCCAGACCCAAAAGUUGUCGAGCUUCUCCAUCUCAAGACGACAAGUUGGCAUCAUCAAGCUCUGCCCGACACAGCUACCGCCGGCACGUUGCCUCCCAGGCCUCCAAGACCCAAGAGCUAUAUCUCACGCCAGUAUCACAGGCGAUUUUGCUUGUCCAACGCUGUCUUUUAACUUGCGCCAUCGAUUCAGGACGAGUCAGGACCGAGUCGCCAUUACUAACUGGUCUUCGACUUGCCUUGGCCGUAUAACUUUCCAGCUAAUAAACUCCUUACGGAAGUGA
Messenger RNA from Daldinia vernicosa, 390 nucleotides. RefSeq lists its product as uncharacterized. Lineage: Eukaryota; Fungi; Ascomycota; Sordariomycetes; Xylariales; Hypoxylaceae. The transcript has 4 exons. The record is from RefSeq and is a predicted model, not a curated record. The coding region runs from base 1 to 390 and encodes 129 amino acids.